Nicotiana attenuata is the source of this 878-nucleotide messenger RNA. Its product is annotated as zinc transporter 7-like. Lineage: Eukaryota; Viridiplantae; Streptophyta; Magnoliopsida; Solanales; Solanaceae. Gene Ontology annotation, molecular function: zinc ion transmembrane transporter activity. The transcript has 2 exons. The record is from RefSeq and is a predicted model, not a curated record. Gene Ontology annotation, biological process: zinc ion transmembrane transport. Bases 33 to 788 code for a protein of 251 amino acids. Gene Ontology annotation, cellular component: plasma membrane.
UCUCUUUGCAAAUCACUCUAUUGACAUCCAAAAUGGCCAUUUCUUCUAAAUAUAUUGCUAUUUUUCUCAUUUUUAUUUUCCUUUCUUUUCCAUCAAAAAUCACAUGUCAAUCUGAAAAUAAUGAUACAACUCGAUCAAAAUGUGGUUCAGAUACUGGACAUGGAUGUAGAAACAAGAAUGAGGCAUUAAAGCUAAAACUUGUUGCCAUUGCUUCAAUUCUUGUAACUAGCAUGAUUGGUGUUUGUUUGCCCCUUGUUUCUCGUACAGUUCCUUCCCUUCAACCCGAUAAGAAUUUAUUCGUGUUGGUUAAGGCGUUUGCUUCCGGGGUUAUACUAGCCACGGGAUACAUGCACGUUAUGCCUGACUCGUUCGAUUGUCUUAGGUCAGACUGCUUACCGGAUAAUCCCUGGAAAAAAUUUUCCUUCACGACUUUUGUUGCCAUGCUUUCGGCUAUUCUUACUCUUAGCGUGGAUUCAUAUGCCAUGAGUUACUUCAAGAAGUAUAAAUUGGAAAAUGGAAGAGAUUUUGUUCAUAAUGGGAAGAUGGAGUCACAAAUUAUUGACAAUAAUAGCCACAUUCAUGGUGAAGCCAAAGUUGAUGACAAAGCUACUCAAUUGCUUAGGUAUCGCGUGGUGGCUCAGGUUUUGGAGCUAGGAAUUGUUGUGAAGUUGUUUAUUGUGUUUUCUUGGAUUGUCUUUGUGUUGGUACUAGUUUUCAAGAUGAUGUUGUGUAGUUAUGUUAUGUUGCAGAUGUUUGAAGUUUAUGUAUUAGGUUCAGAUGAAGUUUGAAGUUAAACUACAAAAAUGAAAUAUGAAGUUUGCAGAUGUAUAUAUGUAUUAGCUUCAGAUUUUGUAAUUCUGCAUUUGUAAUGGUUCUCU